Chrysoperla carnea is the source of this 3166-nucleotide messenger RNA. It is a transcript of the gene KLHL18, whose product is annotated as kelch-like protein 18. Gene Ontology annotation, molecular function: protein binding. The transcript has 8 exons. Lineage: Eukaryota; Metazoa; Arthropoda; Insecta; Neuroptera; Chrysopidae. The record is from RefSeq and is a predicted model, not a curated record. The coding region runs from base 89 to 1825 and encodes 578 amino acids.
CUUGUUUCAUUUUUAUAAUAAAAUAGUUUAAUAGUAAGAGAUACAUACUUAUUUUUGGAAUUAAGUAAUCUUUAUAAGAAGAAAGAAAAUGGAUACAGAUUAUAAGAAUAUGGUAGCUGUUGAGUUCAAUGAUUGUGUUAUAUUUCAAGAAACAGAAUCAUAUUCAUCUGGUUUUCGACAUAUGGAAGAAAUUCGACGUCAAGGAAAAUUAUGUGAUGUUAUUUUGAAAGUGGAUGGUCAUUCAUUUUCUGCUCAUAAAAUUGUACUUGCUGCCACAAUUCCAUAUUUCUAUGCAAUGUUUACACAUGAUAUGAUUGAAAGUAAAAUGACUGAGAUUACAAUUCAUAGUAUUGAGUCAAUUGCUUUGGAAGCUUUAAUAAAUUUUGCAUACUCAGGUAUAGUAGUUUUAAAUAAGACUAACGUUCAAAGUAUAAUGGUUGGAGCAGCAUUUUUACAAUUAGAAAAAGUACGUGAUGCUUGUGCCAAUUUUUUACGUCAAAGAUUCCAUCCACAAAAUGUAUUGGGAUUUCGUCAAUUUGCUGAUACUUUGGCGUGUAAUAAUUUGUAUGAUGCAGCGGAUAAAUAUAUUGAACAAUAUUUUCAUGAAGUUUCACAAUCGGAAGAAUAUUUAAAUUUAACUUUAAAAGAGUUACUAUCGUUAAUAAAACGAGAUGCUUUGGCUGUUGAUAGCGAAGAACAAGUUUUUGAGGCAAUUAUGCGUUGGGUGAAACAUCGAGAUGGCCGAUCUGAAGAUCUACCGGUGUUGUUAUCACAAGUUCGAUUACCAUUGUUAACACCUUUAUAUUUAACGGAUCGUGUUGCUACCGAAGAAUUAAUUCGAUCUUCACAUAAAUGUCGAGAUUUGCUGGAUGAAGCCAGAGUGUAUCAUUUGUUACCUGAACGUCGAUCUCUAUUACAAAGUUUUCGUACGCGACCUAGAUCCUGUGAUACAGCUACGGGACAAAUAUUUGUUGUUGGUGGAUUAACGAAAAAUGGCGAUUCAUUAUGUACUGUUGAAAGUUAUGAUCCAACAACAGGUAAAUGGCAAACGGCACAAUCAAUGUCAAUGUUACGAUCGCGUUUAGGUGUUGCCGUAUUACAUGGUAAAUUAUAUGCAUGUGGUGGUUAUAACGGUUUGGAACGUUUAUCUACCGUUGAAGUAUUGGAUCCAUUACAUAAAGUAUGGUCAAAAGUAUCACCCAUGCAUUGUAAACGUAGUGCAUUAGGUGCAACAGCAUUAGGUAAAGUAAUUUAUGUUUGUGGUGGCUAUGAUGGUAUUACAUCAUUAAAUUCCGUUGAAAAGUAUUGUCCGAAAACUGAUAAAUGGACAAUGGUGGCGUCGAUGAAUAAAUCACGUAGUGCUGGUGCUGUUGUAGCAUUUCAAGGUUACGUGUAUGCACUAGGAGGUCAUGAUGGUUUAUCAAUAUUUAAUUCUGUUGAACGGUAUGAUCCAGGUACCGAUAGUUGGACUGAAAUGAAACCUAUGUUAACGCGUAGAUGUCGCCUUGGAGUUGCAGCACUAGGUGGAAAGUUAUAUGCUUGUGGUGGAUAUGAUGGCACGUCAUUUUUACAAACUGUGGAAGUUUAUGAUCCUACAAAAGACAGUUGGUCGUUUGUAUCACCAAUGAAUGCGCAACGAAGUCGUGUAGCGUUAACUGCAAAUCUAGGUAAAUUAUGGGCUGUAGGUGGAUACGACGGUCUUACGAAUUUAGUGAGUGUUGAAGUUUAUGAUCCAGUUGCUGAUACAUGGAAAUAUGUGGAACCAAUGUGUGCUCAUGAAGGUGGCGUUGGUGUUGGGGUUAUUUCAACAACAUAUUUAAGUUGAGAUUUUUAUUUUUUUCAUUUUUUGUUACACAAAUGAAAGUUUGUGUGUAAACUAAGCUUUAAUGCAUUCUUUAUUAACUCAGUCGUUGUUUGUUCAAUAACAAAUUUAGAAUGUGGUACUAAAACUAGUAUUUAGUAUAAAUAAUUUAAUAAAACAAAAAUAUUAUUACAUAAUUUACGAAAAACACAAUGCCGCCGAAGAUAACCUCUUUUUUAUUUUCAUCUUUCUGGAAUAAAAAUACUAAAUAUGAUUAAUCAACCAAUUAUUGUGAAAGUCAAACCGUUACUACUUAAUCUUAUCUGAAUUGUAUUCAGGAAAAUAGGGCUUAGAUUUAAUGGCAAUUAUUGAGUAGCAAAAUGAUUUUUGUAUUUGAAGGGCACAGGGAAAAAAUAUGCUGUCACACAAGCAUUGAACUUGAGAUAUUUGCAAUAAACGGUUUUAAAUCUCCUGAAAAUGUACUUUUGUGCAUAAAUUAAAGUAAAAAUGCAUUAAUUUACUUUUGAAAUAUAUUUAUUAAUAUUGUGAAGUACAAAAGAAAAAGAAAAUAUUUAUUUAGUUAGACGAAAAUUUAAAAAACCUGAGUUAACUUAGAAAUUACAUGCAAAAAACAUGCAAUGUCCACAAAAUAAAUGAAGUUUUUUGGAUAAUUUUACGCAAAAAAGUUAUCUUACUAUUCUGUCGUUAAGUUUGCCUUUUUCGAAUUAUAUAGUCUUAAUGUUUUGAAAACUCAAAAAUAUCAAUUUUCAAGGCUAAUUAAAAUUGCCAAAAUUUGUGACAUCGCAUAUUCUUUCCCUGUAUCCUUUAUUAGUUAUUCAAUAAUCACUCAUAUAGAAUAGCAAAAAAUAUGAUCUCCUCGGUUACUGACAGACAGACAAUAACAUUUCACCCUCAAGUUUGCACGCUACUUUCUAGAUCGAAAGUCACUUAUUUCACAAAAUUUAAGGUAAAAACAUUUGAUGAAACAGAGGCUUUUACGCAGUACCAUUUAAUAUGGUAUUUUUUUAGUAUGGUAAAUUGGUCAAUAUUUUAAAUAAAUUAAUUAAAAAAUAAUUGUAAAUUGAGUCUGGUCAUAAUUUGUUAACAAUAAUAAAGAAACAAAUUAAAUAACUGUUAAAUUAUAAAUAUCCCACUCGAGGGUUGGAAAUCAUAAAGAAAAAUGUGGUUCUGGUAUGAUCUACAACAUAUGUCUAUGCCAAGUUUUUGGCAGCGGACGACAUUCAGGUGUUACUAGCUCAUGGGCUAAUAGUGGAAAGACUAUUCAGCGAUUUUUUUUUUCUUCAAAUUUUAAUAAUAAUUUUAUCUUCGAUUAUUCCAUAAAAUACGAUUUAACUUAAAUAAUUG